GUAAGUUGAGGUGUUAACAUGUGACAAUUAUUAAAAAUAAAAACAUAAAAAACGCAUAUUUGAACAUAUUUCAAAUAAUUCUUUAAAAUUUAUGAUGUCUAUAGCAGGAGUUCUUGCAGUAACUGUUGUUGAAGCCAAGAACUUGAGCGAAGAAAUUGAUCUAUGUAACCCUUGGGUUCAACUUAUUCUUGAUAUGGAUCAUAAUUAUCAAGCGACUAAAACCAUAAAUGGCGAUUCAAAUCCAAAAUUUGAUACAAAAUUUACUUUCAAUGUUCAAGGUCAUGAAAAACUCAAAGUCAAAGUUUGGGACGAAGAUCUAUUCAACAAAGAUAUUUUGGUAAGAAGAUCCAUAAAUAGUUCAAAGUUCAAAUUAAAUUUUAUACUAAUAAAUGUUAAAUAGAUUGGCGAAUAUGACAUUGAUAUCUCCAAAGUUAUUUCUAAAAAUUAUAUAGAUGCUUGGUUUGAUUUGACAAAAGACAUAUUAGAGUUCGAAAGUAAAGGGGAAA
This is a messenger RNA of Rhizophagus irregularis DAOM 181602=DAOM 197198, 506 nucleotides long. The record is from RefSeq and is a predicted model, not a curated record. NCBI's taxonomy places the organism in Eukaryota, Fungi, Glomeromycota, Glomeromycetes, Glomerales, Glomeraceae.